Vollenhovia emeryi is the source of this 8601-nucleotide messenger RNA. Its product is annotated as unconventional myosin-XVIIIa-like. Gene Ontology annotation, molecular function: ATP binding; protein binding; cytoskeletal motor activity. Gene Ontology annotation, cellular component: myosin complex. The coding region runs from base 1774 to 7515 and encodes 1913 amino acids. Lineage: Eukaryota; Metazoa; Arthropoda; Insecta; Hymenoptera; Formicidae. The transcript is spliced from 23 exons. The record is from RefSeq and is a predicted model, not a curated record.
CGCUUCGAUGCCACCGCACGUGACCAAUCCGCAAACGUUUUCCUCGGGCUUGAGAGGCACGAUUUUCUUAUCGCCGCGCCGUAAUCGUGUACAAAAUGAAGACGUCGCGACGGCGAUGUGAUUCUAUCGGACAUGGCUGCGGGGACUGUAAAACUUGAAUUGGGAAAAAAAGGCUGCCGAGGGCAACCGAGCGGAACGUAUCUUUAGAAAACGCAGAAAUGCGAGACGCAGAGUGUACGAGACUAUUAAAAUAAGAACGCUCGUUACGCAGUUUUCACGCCGAGAGGCAAGAUCGGGACGGAGAGUCGCUUAAAUAAUACAUUUCCCCCGUGCCUGCCAGAACUCCCUUCUGAGGAAAGCUAUAUAUAAACACUUCUAUCCUGCUCCCGGCAUUUCCUCCGCUUCACGCGCGAAGCUUUCGAAAGCGCGAGAGCUUCGCACUGUAAACGGCAGCCACGUAUAUUUGAAGCGAACGAUCGAGUCGAGUAUUUCUCAGAAGCGAUUCUUGCUUGCACUCACGUUACGCUUCCGUAGGUUGGGUUCCAUGGCCUCUGAGAGGAAGCUUGCCAUUUAAUUUCAGAAUGCGUCUAUAUCAUUAGCUUCAAACUAGAUUUAUGUAGAUCAACCGGACGAAGGUAUUAUAUUAAAACAUUCCAAUCAAUUUUCAAUCGUUAAUGCAACAUUGUGGCGUUGGAUAUUUCGUGUUGAGGACGGCGAAACUUGUGCUUAAAUUCCUUUUAACCAAAACGCUCCAAACGACGUAAAAACGCGAUUCUAGACGGCGAGUCAUCCCGCCCGGGCCUAUCCGUCGAAUUUGCGCCGAUCGCAAAUCUUGGGCCCGCAAUCGCCGCGGAAUCGGAUCGGCCUACUAGCCGACUGUUUGUCAUCCGUGCAAAUCGCGGAGGAAGGACGUUGAAGUAACCGAAGCCGAGCGUAUGGUCGGCCGGACCGAUAGGGGGACAGAGAGGGGACAUUCGCGCGACGGAAGCGGGAGACGAGGACGGAGGUACGUGGAGAGCGAGCGGGAGAAUUACGUUUCGUGAUGGAGAGAAAGAACUCCCGGGCGGCUCUCGUGGGCACACGCCUCUCUCGUUCUCCUCGGUUCUCCUCAACGAGAGGACCUGUCUCUGUCUCGGAGCACCAGCGUUGCUUCAGUCGACACUCGGGAGACCCCCGUGAUGCUCCUCGUGAUCGGGUCCUGCCCUCGUGACCGUCGCCGCCGUCUCGAGUCAUGAGAGGACCUCCUGGAGGAAGCCGCGUCUCAGUUCUCGCGGAUACGAGCCGUUUGUCGAAACGCAUCGAAACGAGCACCGCAGGAAACGUGCCGGGGAAUUGACAUUUGCAUCUCUGUGGAUUAAUACAUUUUAAUCGAGCUCGAUGACGGCGCUCGAGGACUGCUUUUAGAGAUGUGUCGCGAGUGGAAACUGAGUGAUCGGUGCCUUCGAUUGUCGUAAAUGUAGGAAAAAAAUGUGGAACCAAUAGAAAAAUGCUGGUGCACCAAUAACAAAUGAAUACCAAUUAACGCAUGCGGUAUAACGAAGUAUCAUGAUUACCAAACAAUUUACAUGCAAGAAAUGAUCUGACGUUGUUGCGCUGAGCGAUGAGGAAAUUUUCGGCUUUCAACGGUUAAUGAAGAAUUCUGUACGCGUGAAUUCCCAGGCAAACUUGAAGAAAGCCCGCAGACUACAUGAGAGAAGUCUCGUCAGAAUUAGUGAUAAUUGCGUUGCGAAAGUGACAACGUGAAACCCACCUCUGUGAAGAGAGACCGAGAAGAUGCCGCGUAGCAGGGACGAGCUCGACAAUAUGUCGCUUGAUGCGCAUCAUCUUCUUCACAGAUCGUGCAGAGGUAAGGCUCACGCCAGUGGUAUAGCUAAGCACAACAAUCGUCAAGGCCUUCCCUCGCAAAAGGCCCCGAAGUCACCGGCGCAGGACUUCUCGAAGCAGCACGAGUUCAGCGUUUCGAGCAAUGGCGUUGUCCUCGACAGGAAGCACAGCAGAAAUAGCACGAGCUCAUGGGAGUGCAGCGACAGCGACAGCAUGCACUCCUCCGAGAUCGGGCAAAACGGCUGUCCGGAAAGUCGACUGGUCAACACGAAUCGCGGCCUCGAACGAUCGUCGAGCGUCAAAUCCGAUGCCAAAGAAAGAUUCAGAGGGUCUCACAGGCGCAAUCAGUGCUCGUCAUUGCGAGCUGACAAAAGUUUCAAAAGGGAGAACUGGGCGGACACUCUGCGUGUAGGAUGCGCGGACGAGAGAAUCAAGAGGAUGGAGAAAGGCUGGGACGACAGUAACGUUAUCAGGAAGCCAAAGGAACGCAAGUGGCAUAGGAUCACGGCGGAAAUAGAGCAGAGGAUACCGAGCGCGGACAAUGGGUUCCGGAUGUUCGGUUUCAAAAGUAGCUGGACCAAUAACUCGAAGAAGAUCUCGAAGCGGAGUCGGCCGGGUCACCAAAGAUGCACGAAACCGAUUCAGGACAUUAUCGAGUGGGAGGAGCUGGUCGAGAUGGCUCUGGCCAGGAAGAUAAGACGGAAAAUACGGGAGAAUGGGAAAGUGGAGUCAAACAUAACGAAGAAUGUGAAACGUGGCGGAGAAAGUGGCCGCGCAAAGGACGAAGGGGAGUGCAUGAAGCAUCUCGAGGUUCUUCUGGAAAAUAGAGUGACCCCGCGAACGGACGAGGCGCGGUCGGAAGAGCAUCUGGCGCAGGAACAAGCAUGGUUGACUUCCGAGAGAGUCUGGUUAUUGCAUCGCGGAGGUUUUACUCCGGCUACAAGAUGCGGUACCGCCGAUCCCGACACAGGAAAACUGAGGAUCCGAUUGACCACCUCCGGAGAAGAGUUGCUCGUGGACGAGGAAGAUGUAGAGAAGGCCAAUCCACCUCAGUUCGAUAAAGCCGAGGAACUCUCUCAGCUGCGUUUUCUGAAUGAAUCAUCCGUUCUCCACACGCUGCGGCAACGUUACGCCAGUAACCUGAUACACACGUACGCGGGAGACAGCAUGAUCGUUAUCAAUCCGGUCGCGCCAUUGGCAAUUUAUUCUGAAAAGGUCGCGCACAUGUUCCGAGGUUGCAAAAGCGAGGACAUGCCGCCGCACAUUUAUGCCAUAGCGCAGUCGGCUUACAGAGGAAUGCUGGCGACACGCAGGGACCAUUCUCUGGUUUUCCUCGGGCGUAGUGGAGCGGGGAAAACUACGAACUUCAAACACGCCCUUCAUUAUCUCGUGCUGGCUGCUGGCACAGUUAAUAAGAUAUUGACGAUCGAGAAGUUGAACGCGCUAUUCACGGUCCUUGAGGCUUUCGGGAAUAGUAGAACGCAUAUGAAUUCGAAUGCGACGCGUUUCACGCAGCUCUUCAGCCUCGAUUUUGAUCAGUCGGGUCAAAUCGCAUCGGCCUCUCUACAAGUACUGCUCCUGGAGAAGUCGAGGAUAGGCCGACGAGCAAACGGCGACCCGACGUUUCACGCCGUUUACCGUCUACUCGCGGGCGCGGAGGGUGCGCUGAGAAAAGAGUUACACCUCACAAAUCUAGUCGCCGAAAACAAUCCCUUCGUCACGCCUCUGCAGAAGCACGAGGACAAACAGCGGGCUAUGGUCGAGUUUAACCGUAUCGUCGCCGCGUUCAGGAUACUCGGCAUCUCCGAGGCUGACGAGAAAGUCAUUUGGCUGGUGCUGGCUGGCAUUUAUCAUUUGAGCUGUGCCGGCGCAGUGAAAGCCGGCACCAGCUCGCAGAGCAGGUGGCAGUUCGCGAGAGUCGAGUGCGCGGAGAAGGCCGGCAAUCUGCUGGGCACAACGGUGGAGGAACUGAGUCGAAUAGUGUUCUCCACGAACGGAGGGGGUGCCGGAACACCGAGCACCCCGAGACCGGCUCUGAGGACGCCCAGCCCGACGGAACAGGGCAAGGACGUAAUGGGGCUUGACGCGCUGGAGGGACUUCUAGUCGGACUUUACUCGGAGGUCUUCCAUUGCGUCGCGGCUCUUAUUAACAAAUCCAUAUCAUCCGCUGUACAUACAGUCUCAUCUCUGCUGCUGUGCGAUUCGCCUGGUUUUCAAAAUCCUGCCUCGUGCGGUCGACAAACCGGUGCAACCUUCGAGGAUCUUUGCCACAAUUAUCUGCAGGAACGCCUGCAGUUACUGUUUCAUCACACUACGUUGGUAGCCCCAAAGGAUAGAUACGUCCAGGAAGGCAUCGACGUGGAUUACGAGGACGAUUAUGACGAGGAAGGCAUUGGAUCGCCUCAAGGUUUGGUUUCUCUCCUGGAUCGCGGAAGCUCGCAAAGCGCGACGAUGUUGCGAACUAGUCAAAGCGAUCUUAGCGGCAGCAGGCAGAUGGAACGAAAAGGAUUACUGUGGCUACUGGACGAGGAGACCGUAUGUCCUGGCGGCAGUGACGAAACCUUCCUCGAUCGACUAUUUUCUCAUUACGGAGACCGGGAUCACCAAAUGCUGUUGCGUAAAGCGCCGGGUAACAAUCAAUUCGUUUUGCAACACCUACUGGGAACGAAUCCUGUGCUUUAUACCGCGACCGGUUGGCUUAGGGCUACACGCGAGAAUCCUGUCGCCAAGAGUGCCAUUACGAUACUUCAGGAAAGUACAAGAGAACACGUGAGCAUGUUGUUCGUAAGUGCUCGGGGUGCUGGGGUUUCCGGUGCUCUAUGCAGUUCUAUACCGGGACUCGAAGGCUCGCAAUCCUUGAGGCGAGCGUCGAGCAUACGAAGGACAUUCACGGCCGUAAAAAGAAAGAACGUUUGUCUACAAGUGAAAUUCACUGUGGAUGGCCUGGUGGAAACAUUACGCAGAACUCGCGUCAAGUUUGUGCACUGCCUUUUGCCUCAACAUAACGCCGGCUGUACGGACAAUAAGAGUCUCCUCUCCGUGAAAUCGAAUCAGAGCGAGGACAGCGUCAUUAAUGUGCCUCUUCUGCGAUCUCAGAUUCGCGGGAGUCAGAUAAUCGACGCUGUCCGCCUACACAAGGUUGGAUUCCCGAAGCAUAUGUCAUUAGGUGAGUUCAGACGUCGAUUCGGGCUGCUGUCAAGCGACGUCAACGCACGGCCCGGAAGUCCCGUGACCGAUGAACGCCGCGCCGUGGAAGACAUGCUGCUCACCGUCGACGUCGACCCCGCGUCCUACCGAGUCGGUCAAAGCCAGAUAUUCUUCAGAUCGGGCGCCCUGGAACGAUUGGAAGCUCAGAGAGACGAAAAGCUCACUGGCCACAUCAUUCUGCUGCAGGCGAGAUGCAGAGGCUAUUUAGCGCGGCGUAAACUCAACACUUUGAAACUGCAGGAUCUUGCAGUGCGAUGCAUCCAGAGGAACGUGAGGAAGCUAAUGUCCGUGCGAGAAUGGCCUUGGUGGAGAUUGUACGUGAAAGUCGCGCCCUUGUUAAACGUCCAUCGGACCGAAGAUCAACUAAAGGCGCGAACGGAAGAGCUCGAGCUUCUCAGGGCAAAAGUGGAACGCUUGGAACAGGAACGCAAUCACCUGAAGCAUGACAACGACAAGCUGGAGGCGAAGCUGAGCGAGAUGACCGCGGACUUCGCGGAGGAGCAUUCUACGUCGACGCUGGCGGCGGAGAGGAUCGACGCCGAGACUUCGGAGCGGCUGCGGCUCGAGCGCGAGUUGCAGGAUGUAACCGAGGCCAACAAGAAUCUUCAGCAGACGACCGAACGGCUGGAGAUGGAAUUGCUCUACGCGAGGGCUGCCGAUUUGAACGGGGUCGCUUCCGACGGCGAGGAAGGCGAGGACGGCGGUGUUUAUAGGCAACGGUACGAGCACGCUAUCCGGGAACUCGAGUUCACCAAGAGGAAAAUGGCGCAGCAGCACGAGGACGAUCUGGAGCAACUGGUCGGACUGAAGAAACAAUUGGAAAAGAAGUUGGCCGAUGCUUACGAAGAAGUGGAGGAGCAACGACAAGUCGUCGGACAGUGGAAGCGACGAGUUCAGAAACUGAACGGCGAGAUGCACGAUCUCAGAUUGCUGCUGGAGGAACAGACCGCUAGGAACAAUCUCCUCGAGAAGAAGCAGCGCAAGUUUGAUUCGGAAACCCAGAAUCUGAUGAACGACCUUAGACAAGAGAAAGCACAACGUGAAAGAUUAGCGAGGGAAAAGGAGAUCGCGAUCGCGGAAAAAUUCACAGUGGAACAGAAUCUGAGCGACGCAAGAUUAGAGAUUGAGCUGAAGGAGGAAAGACUUCGCACAUUGACUCAGGAGUUAGAGGAGCUGACUUUCGGCGGUAAAACGGAAGAAGAAGUUGCGCAAUUGAAAAAGGCAAAGCAUGAAUUGGAGAAACGCGCCAAGGACCAAGAAGAAGAGUUAGACGAUCUGGCCGGUCAAGUGCAGCUGCUCGAGCAGGCGAAGCUCAGGUUGGAGAUGAGUAUCGAGCAGCAACGCAAGGAAAUGCGAAAAGAAAUGCAGCAACGCGACGAAGAGCUGGAAGACGUUCGCGGAAACGCGCACAAAAAGGUUAAAGCUCUCGAGUCGCAGUUGGAGAACGAACAUGAAGAGAGGACGAUUCUUUUAAGAGAAAAGCACGAAUUAGAGCGCCGUUUGGUGGCUCUGGAGGAACAAGAUCGAGCCGAUCGCGCAGCGGAAGCUGAGACCAUGCAAAGAUUGAAGAGAGACCUGAAGAGAACGAAGGCAUUGCUCAGGGAUGCACAAACGAUGCUCGAAAGAUCCAAAGGCGAUUCGACGGGUAAAGCCGCGUUGCGUCAAUUGAAAAAUCAAUUGGAAGACGCGGAGUGCGCCCGUGCGGUGGCGAUUAAAGCGAAACAGGCGUUGGAGCAGGAGCUAAACGAAACGCAAGCAAGUCUGGAAGAAGCUAUGCGACAGCGUUCCGAAGCGGAGGAGCGAGCCAAUGCGGCCAAUCGCGAACGUUCAGAGCUGCUGUCUCAGUUAGAAGAAAACGAGGAGGAGCUUGCCGAAGUCUUAAAGAAGUAUCGAGCCGCGGUGCAACAAGUUUCCGCGGAGCAAGGACAAUUGCAGGAAGCACAAGUGCAAAUCGCCGCACUCGAGGCGGAGAAGUCGUCGCUGAAGGACCAACUGGCGGAACUAACGCAGCGAUUAGAAUCAGUGGAGCAACUCGGUGAUCCAACGGCAAACAGUCUUGCCACUAGACGUUUAGAGUUCCGUGCCAAGGAGCUCGAAAGCAAGCUCGAAUUGGAACAGACCACGAGAGCGCGGUUGGAGACGCAAAUAGCACGAUUAAAGGAAAGCGUCGACAAGUUACAAACCGAAUCGGCUUUACUCAGAACGAAGGAGCAGACCGCCCAAGACGCGGCGAGACGACUGCAACGAUCUUUGCGCGACGCGCGCGACGAGGGUAGCGCGGCGAUAUCGCGAGAGCAGGAGGCUGUACGUGCUCGUCGCGACAUAGAAAAGUCUUUGGAAGCCGCGGAGGCUGAGACCAAGGUGGCUAGAGACGACCUCAGAUUGGCGCUGCAAAGGAUCGACGAUUUACAGAGUGCUAUUCAAGGGGAACUUGACUUGGACUGCAGCGAGGAAGCUACCAGCGAGAACAGUGACAGUGAUUGAUCCGAGCCAUCGUCGGACUUCGAGUCCGAUCAAAAUGAAGUUACGACUGAAUCAGGAUCAAUAAAUCAGAUCGUAGAUGGACUUCCGCGCACCCGAGACAUCGAAUAGAACGUGAAUCUUAUAGCUGCCCGUAUUUAAUGUACGAUCAUGAAAGUGAUAGAUCACAGUCUGAAGAGACGAAAGACUGGCAAAGCUUACGAAGAGCCGGUGACAGCUCGCGGUCGCGAUUGCAAUUUUGUGCUACUCGAAGAACGCUAGUGAGGGAGAGUCGGCGCUCUUUCUAGACUGUUAUAGGGAAUAAAGUCAUUUCGAAAGCGAACCAAACUAGCGCAGGAGCUAGUAUGUGGGUGACGAAAUCAAACUUACGAAGUAACGGCCGUUAAGCUAAUUAAUUGCGUGGCCACUCUCUACGAGCAAUGAUAAACUUUUUAGGUGCUAACUAUGUAUAAUUCCCUGAAAAUGCCGAUGUCGUGGCUGUCUAUCGUGCGUCCGCGGUGCUAUUAUCUUAUGUCUGUUUUCUGAAACGUCGAUGACACACAACGACGUCGUUCCUUUCCAGUCUUCCACGGGAAUUCGAGCCGUUUCUUCGCACGCGAGACGUGAAUGCUGAUGAGAAUUGCGCGCAUUGUGCUGUCGGACAAAAAUCGAAGCGUAGCAUUUUUGAUACAAGUAAAUAAAAAGUUUCGUGUCUCUUCUUUAGAAAAGUAUAAAUAGGAAUUUCGCUUUGCGAAGUGACAAAUUGAAACUUUAUUCUCGGUUUUAAUAUCGACGACACGAUAUUUGAAUUUUAUACGUGCUUUUGUUCGACAGCACGUGUAUGUCUCACGCGUAAAUUUUCUUAACGCGAAAUUAGCUCGAGCACGAUCUUCUACAUCGGGAAGGACACGUUGCGCUUUUUAUCCUUGCGAUCCACUGCCAUCAGGCUCGAUUCUGUUUCAUAGUUUGUAUAGAAAGGAAUGGAAGAGAAGGAAAGCACGAUAGAGAAAGAGAGGAAGUCGCAUGCCACGACUCGAACUGGGGCUUUGGUUUCGUGUAAGGAUUCUCGUGUAACUUAUUGCUUUGUAAAAUGCAGAUCUCCUAUUUAAU